Uranotaenia lowii is the source of this 1006-nucleotide messenger RNA. Its product is annotated as trypsin 5G1-like. The record is from RefSeq and is a predicted model, not a curated record. Gene Ontology annotation, biological process: proteolysis. Lineage: Eukaryota; Metazoa; Arthropoda; Insecta; Diptera; Culicidae. The transcript is spliced from 2 exons. The coding region runs from base 174 to 959 and encodes 261 amino acids. Gene Ontology annotation, molecular function: serine-type endopeptidase activity.
GAUGUUUAGGAAAUUUUCCUAUUGAGUGGUUGCUCUAAACAGGUUUGCUUAAAAUAGAAUUUCCAACACUUGAAAUUCUAAAACCUUCUAUGUAAUCCAUUGACAAAAUCAGUAUAAAUAACAUUGAGAGAAUCCGUUCCCUCAUCAGAUCCAGUUCGUAUCGACAUUUAACGAUGUUCAAGUUUGCACUAGUUAUUUUUGCUUUGGUGGGAGCUUCAUUAGCUCUCCCGAACAAACUGCACCGUCCUCGUCCUUGGUGGAAAUCCGGCAGCGGAAGGAUUGUGGGAGGUUUCGAGAUUCCGAUUGAGGAUGUCCCGUACCAGGUUUCGCUCCGAGAAUUUGGACACUUCUGUGGGGGAUCCAUCAUCGGAAGCCAAUGGGUUCUAACGGCUGGGCAUUGCGUUUCCAGUUCCUCUAGCCCCGGAGAAACCAUCCGCAUCGGAAGCGCCGAUAAUGGCCAGGGUGGUCAGAUCGUCAAAUUGAAACGGGCUAUCCAGCAUCCCAAAUAUGACAGCAUGACUACCGACUACGAUUUCACCCUGUUGGAGCUGGCUGAGGAGAUCAAGUUCACCGAAAGUUAUAAGGCCAUCGAGUUGCCCGAACAGGAUGAACCAGUUGAGGAUGGAUCCAUGUGCUUGGUUUCCGGAUGGGGUAACACCCAGAACUGGUCCGACAAUCGCAGGAUUCUUCGAGCGGCAAAUGUUCCUUCCGUAAACCAGAAAGAGUGCGACCAAGCCUAUUCGGUAUAUGGAGGAAUUACCGAUCGAAUGAUCUGCGCCGGAUACGAAAAGGGAGGCAAGGACGCAUGCCAGGGUGAUUCCGGAGGUCCAUUGGUUUCCGAAGGUAAACUGGUCGGAGUUGUGUCCUGGGGCAAGGGCUGUGCCGAGGAAGGUUACCCGGGAGUUUAUUCCCGAGUUGCUUCGGUGCGCGAAUGGAUCAAGGAAGUCAGUGGAAUCUGAGUUAAAAAAUGGUUGUCAGGAGUAUUCAAUGAAAUAAAAAUCCUUAU